This is a messenger RNA of Prorocentrum cordatum, 4701 nucleotides long. NCBI's taxonomy places the organism in Eukaryota, Dinophyceae, Prorocentrales, Prorocentraceae. The record is from the annotation of a GenBank genome assembly.
GCCAGCGCCUCGGGGAUCCGCGAGAUUGCCCGCGCGGGCUUCCACGCUGGCGCGUCCUGGGCGCUGCUGCCCAGCUGCCCUGCGGCGCCUCCUUGCCCGCCGUACCCGCCUUGCCCCGCGUGCUUCUGCACGUGCGGGGAGGGAGGCGGGCCGGUGUGCGACGCGCUCGCCGACGCGCUCGUCGGGGCGCUGCGCGAGGCGGUGGAGGGCUGUAUCGGCUGGGGAGCCGCGAUAGCGCUGGUGCUGCUCGCGUUGCUCGCUGAUUUCGGUCUCGGACGCCUCAGCCUCGCCGCGGCAGCUCGCCUCGAGCCUCGCGAUGGGGACGACCUCUGGCACGAGCGGAUCCUGCUGUACCCAGCAGCCAGUGAGGCCGCUGGCGCCGGGCUCCCAGGAGCCUGCUGGGUGGUGUACACUCCCGACCACGACAUGUACAUCGAGGAGCUCGAGGGAGGCUCGCCCGACGACAGUCCCGUCGAGUGGCUGGAGAUGCCGCGCGACUUGCGGCUGCCCAGUGGGCUCGGGCGGGCGUAUCGCUUCGAGGAGUCUCCGACGGAGGAGGUGAUGAAGGGCCUCUACCGUCGGGCCUUCUCGGCCGCCCAAGCCGAUGCGGAGGCGCGCGGGGUGCUGCUGGAGGCGCCGGUGGCGGUGCGAACGGCCGCAGGAAGAGACGCGGCGGUGCAUGAGGCGCUCGGGGCCAAUUUCUUCGGCGGCCGACGGAUGACGGGCAAGAGACCGCCUUUGGGGCUGGACCUCGGAGGAGACCACGGAGGCCACGCUGGACCGGGAGCUGCGGCCGCGGAGGCCAUCGGCGACAGCGGCGCCCCUGGGCCUGCGGUUGAGGGCACCAGCACGCCGCGCUCGAGCGGCCGCGUCUGGCGAGCAGCCGAGGCCGACGAGCGCUGCCGCAUCGCGCUCGGGGACGAGUUAGGGCCUCCUGCUCAUUCGCUCUGUGGCAAAGGGCUGUACUUGGCGGCGCCCGGGCGAGCCGUGGUGGUGCACCUGACGGGGCUCGACCAGGACUCUUUCGUGAUGAGCAUGCGAGGAGGCGAAGGCCACCCCGUCAGUGCUGGCGCCGAGAACGGAGGCGGAGGGGAUGCUCGAACCUUGACGGUGAAGAGUGGGCCGCGGGGCCGAGGCCGUGAGUGGCGCGAGGUGGUGGGCGCCUGUGAGGAGGAGCCCUUCGGUGACUUCCCGGUGGCGGGGCCACGGUCAGCUUGGUGGUGCUUGGACUUCUUGCGGCGGCGGCACACCCCCACGGAUCAUCACUUGAUGUUCAAGACGACGGCGCGGCUCCAGUCGGAGCAGUGGGGGGCGCAGGAACACGAGCAGCUCAUGAAGUACAUCGAGCUGGCCGGCACCUACGACCAGCUGGACCUCAGCAACUGUGCCUUCGCCGAGGCGAUCUUUCGGCGGGCGCAGACCAUCGAGUGGAGCUACCGCGAUCGGUUGCGGGAGGCCAACUCGGCCAGCUCCAAGGACAAGAUGAGUCCCGAGGAGUUCUCGGCCUUCAGCGGCUUCAGCAAGGCUGGGGACCUGCUGAUGGUGGCCCCCACGCUCCUCGAGUUCGUGAAGGGCCAGGUCGAGAAGGACGCCGCCAUCAUGAAGAACAUCAGGCCGCCGAGCCCCGGGGCUCUCCUGCAUGCGUACCUGGGCGAAUUCAAUUCGACGGAGUUCCAGACCGUCGAGACCUUUUCCCUGUCCCGCUGCUUCGGGGCGGCCUGGCUCCCGCGGAGGGCGUGGCGAGCCGCUCGGUUCGGCGCCGGCUGCUGCGGCGCGACGCUCAUGUGGCUGAAGCCAACCGCGCCCUUGGGGCCCUCAAUGAUCUGGCUGGUCGGCCCGGGGCGCCCGGCGCUCCUGGCCUGGCGGAGCGGAGCCCUCCGUGAGCUCCGCGGUGCUGGCGUGUACGAGGACAUCGACUCGCCAGUCGUCAGCUUCGACGAUUCCCUCGUCUCGCUGCCUGAGGCCGGCAACGUCCCCGUGCCGCUUGGGGGGCCGGUUGCAGGCGUGGGCGAUUUCGACGUCGAGGCAGCAACACACGAGCAGCUCCUUCCACGCAAGGAUGCGGAGUCCAACCUCUCCGAGGCUCCGCGACAGCCGUACAUGGAUGCUAUCCUACGAGCUCAGCCACACGCCUAUGCUGGGCUGGUGCGGCGCUUGCACGCGGCGGGGAUGGUGACCUUCUCAGCCGCGCCGCGUGAGAGGCGCGGCCUCUUCUUCGUGCGUAAGAAGUCUGGCAAGCAGCGCAUGGUGAUAGACUGCCGACGGGCCAACUGCUGGUUCAGGAGGCCUUCGACAGUCGCGCUGGCGACAGGCUCUGCACUGGAAGAGCUGGCCGUGCCAGAGGGUGAGCAGCUCUACGUCGGUCACGUGGAUAUCUGCGACGCCUUCUACCACUUCGGCUUGCCUGAGGCUUUCCGUGAUUACUUCGCUCUGCCGGCGGUGAAGGCAGGUGAUGUGGGGCUGACUGUCCUGGGCGGAAGGUCCCUCGCGCCUGGCAGUCGUGUGUGGCCAGUCCUGGCGGUGUUGCCCAUGGGCUGGUCGCAUGCGCUGUGCUGGUGCCAGACCAUUCACCGCGGGAUCGUGAGCUCCAUCCCCGCGCUGCUCGACGUUCCGUUCAUGUCGGCCAAGAGUGUAGUGCCGCCGGUGCAGCCACUGGCGAUGACUAUAUACGUGGAUAAUGUUCUCGCCUUGGGCACGGAUCCCGAGGCCGUUUCCCGCGCAGUGAAGCUCGUCAACGCUGCCUUGACGUCCAGGGGGUCCGUCUAUGCCUUCAUUCGGCGGCUGGGCCACUGUACCGCGGUCCCUCUUUGGGAGUCCGUCCGAUGGGAGUUAAAUACGUUCUCGAGUUUGCUGUGUCUGAUUUCCAGGAAGCUGCAGGUGUCAUGGAGUUCUAAGGUGAUGUGCGCGGACGCGUCCUUUUGGGGCUUCGGACUGUUCUGCAAGGACCUCGACAAGGACCUCGUGGGCUCGAUGGGCGGUUUCUCAGAACGGUGGCGUUUCUUGGGCGACAGCAAGGUGCUCUCCAGGGCUUGGGCUGCAGGCUCCAGUGAGGACGAGAUCAUGACGAAGCCUCUGGAGAGCUCCAAGGACUUCCAGCAGUUCGUGGGGGAUGAGGAGGCUAGCAAGGAGGCCCGCACGCGGGCCGCUGGACGUCUUCCCGAAGCGGUUCGUGAGGAAGGUUGGGCUGUAGUGGGCUCGCACAAGUGGGGAUCUCCGCCUGAGAACAUCGUGGAGGGGGAGGCCAGGGCUAUUGCGUUUGGGGUAAAGCACAUUUGCAGAUCCACGAAGGCCUUUGAGUGUCACCACCUCCUGCUAUCCGACUCGCUCUCGUCUGUCUUGGCUCUGGGCAAGGGCCGAUCCUCUGCCCCCGGCGUCAGCGGCGCGCUGCGCUCCGUGGCAGCGCAUGGCUGCGGCGCGCUGGAUACGCUCGCGCUGGAGUCGGCCAGGCUGGAGCGUCGCCAGGCGGCUGCCCCGGCGGGAGAGGCCCGCUCGGUCCCGAGGACCCGCCCGGUGCCGCCGAGCCAGGCGACGUCAGCGCCGUCGCUUCGGAGGCUUCUCUGCGACGACCUGGCUGGCUCGCCACCGCUCUCCGAGGCGCGGGCACCGCCUGCGGCCGACAAGGUGAAGCGGAGGAAGCUGGCCCGGCGCGGAGCCAAGCUGGCCGAAGCGGGGACGCUGGACGUGCUACGGCUGAGCACGGUGCGGACGCAGACAGUGAGGUCGAGGUACCAGCAGCUGGCCGCCGAGUUCGACGAGUGGCUGGCGGAGCAAGGGUUACCUGCGCGGCCGACGUUCUCCUUCGACGAGCGGAGGAUGAUCCCGCUGGCGCCCGAGGCUGCCGCCGAGCUGGACUGCAGCCUUGCGGAGUGGAUGUUGGGGCAGUACCUGGAGGGCGUCGAUCACUGGCGCGGAGUGCAGAUGCUGGCCGCCCUGCAGUGGAGCGACCCGCGGCUCGGCCGCGACGGCGGGGCUCGUCUGCCCGGGGCCAGGCAGUCGCUCCGGGGCUGGAAGGUGCUGACGCCGCCGUUGACGAGACUGCCGCUCCCCGAGGAGGUCGUUGCCGCCCUGGCUUGCGAGCUGGUGAGCAUGGGCCUGUGGGAGGCGGCGGCGUGCGUGGUCCUGUCGAUGGUGUUCUACAUGCGACCAGGCGAGUGGGGCCGCGUGCGAGUCAAGCACGCGAUCGCGCCUCGCGCCUCGGGAAGCCAGGCCCUGCGACAGUGGGCCCUGGUGCUGCACCCACGCGACGGCGAGGAGGCGCGGCCCAGCAAGACGGCAGAGUUCGACGAGAGUCUCGUGCUGGACCUCACCUGCGACCUGUGGCUGGGGGCAGUGCUGCGGAGACUGACCGCUGCGAAGCCGCCAGACGCCGCGCUGUUCAGCUUCUCGGCAGAGGAAUUCGCCGCGUUCUUCAGGCGCGCGGCCCGCCGCCUCGGCCUAGAGCCCGCGCCGAUGCCAUACCUUCUCAGGCACGCCGGCGCCAGCCGAGACUUCGUGAACGGGCUCAGGCCGUUGAGCGAAGUGAAACGGCGGGGUCGCUGGAAGACGGACGCCUCCGUGCGGAGGUACGAGAAAGGAGGAAGGCUGAGCGAGCAGUUUGCGAGGCUGGCCCCAGCCCUCCAGAAGCACGCGCUUCGCUGCCACAGCGUGCUCCCCGAGGUUCUCUUAGGGAGGCUCGCUGCCCCGCCGUUCCUGGCUCGCUAG